CAGAUCCUUGGCUGUGAAGGAAAACAUGUGAUUAUGGAUGUACUCCACGAUGAUUCUUGAAAUGUUUAGGUGGAGGCAAGAUAUCCAGGAGGUAAAAAAGGAACCACGGAGCAGUGCUGAUGUUAUUGAUGAUGCUGAAUUGUUGGGUAGUGCGAAGCAGUUCGCGAAUGCAGUGAACUCAUUGCCAGAGCUUACUGAAAGGAAGCGGAUAGUUGACAAGCACACACUUAUUGCCACUGCUCUUUUAAAGGAAAUUAUGAAUCGUUCUCUAGAAAGCUUCUCGUCAAUCGAAGAGGAGAUGCUCUCAAAAGGCAGUGUUGAUAAAGGCUUUAUGGCACAUCUUCAAGGUAAAGGCACUAAAGAAGAUAAGUUGCGGCUAGCUGUUGUACAUCUGCUUGCAGUAGAAACCUCUUCUCCAGCAGAGGUUGGAGCUGUUGAAGCAACCCUUAGAGAAUGUGAGGUGGAUCCCUCAGCAUUCCUUUAUGUCAAGAGAAUCAAGUCCCCAAGCGCCUCGUUGUCUUCUGCUCAAGCCGCAAACAGAAGUAAUCUUGGUGUAUGGGGAGGUCAGUUUUAUGAACAGGCAUUGAGUUCAAUUACUGCAGGUGUCAAGAACUUGCUCUCAGGGGGUAGGCAAGCAGCCCUUAUUCGCGUCGUGGAAGCUCUGAUGGAGGCUAAAUCAUCUCCUGGAACUGAUUCCUACCUUAUAUUUGAUCCGCGAGCUCCAAAAGGAUCGGCUGGUGCUGAUAGUGUUUCCCAGGGACCAUUCAAAGAGGCAAUACUUUUUAUAAUAGGGGGAGGAAAUUACCUCGAGUAUGGAAGUUUGCAAUUCUCCCAGCAAUAGCAACCGACGAAGAACAUUAUCUAUGAAAGUACCGAGAUACUGUCAGGAAAUGAUUUCAUUGAACAGCUUGCUACGUUGGAUAGAAAGAUGGGGGUUGUAGGAUCUACAGUUGCCUCAUCUUCCUAGAAUGUGAAGAUUUUUUGUCAUUAAUUCACCCCUUCAUUUUUGUUUUUAUCCCUUUUCGCUGAUUGGGGUAUGCUUGUAGUUAGAAUUAGGUCGUUAGUUCACUGCAACGGUAACAAUACUUUGUAAGUCCAUAAUGGAAGGUAGUUUUACAUUUUUUGUUUAUUUAUUAAAUUAGAAGUUUAGGAGAUAAUGUAAUCACUUAGGGUACAUAAUGAGAACUCUGCGAAAUUCGUAGCAGCUUUACUGUA
Messenger RNA from Physcomitrium patens, 1215 nucleotides. Lineage: Eukaryota; Viridiplantae; Streptophyta; Bryopsida; Funariales; Funariaceae. The record is from RefSeq and is a predicted model, not a curated record.